AUGCUGCAGACCUGGUAUGCCGAUGGCUCUAGCUCAGGCGCAGCCGAGCCCGAAACAUUCACAGCUCCUGCAAAGGCAACCCCGGCGUUUAAAUCGACAGACACACCAGAUCAGAAUCUCUCAGGCAGUCUGUUCAACCCCUCCGAAGGGUACCUUCAGGGCUCGCAGUGGUCGACAUCCUUCGAGGGCAUGGCCACAGAGCCCUUCGAGACCCGUAUCGGCGAGAUCUUGAUGGCGCCCGUGGCUGAAAACGAAAUUGAGAUUAAGCCUGAUGGCUUGCUGUACUUGCCUGAGAUCAAAUACCGCCGCAUCCUCAACCGCGCUUUUGGUCCCGGCGGCUGGGGCCUGGUCCCCAGAGGCGCUCACUCGGUUGCCGGCCGCACGCUUUCGCGCGAAUACGCACUUAUCUGCUUGGGCGCACGCGGUGAGCAGGACUACUUUGAUGAGGGCGGUUUGGCGACAGCCACCGAAGGGUGCAAGUCGAACGCGUUGGUGCGCUGCUGCAAGGAUCUGGGUGUUGCCAGCGAGCUGUGGGACCCCGCGUUCAUUUCAAAGUUCAAGGCCAAGCAUUGCGCCGAGGAAUGGGUUACGCAUGCUGUCAAGGGCAACAAGAAGCGGAUGUGGCGCCUGAAGGAGCGCCAGUGGGAGUAUCCCUGGUCCAAGAAGUAA
Molecule: messenger RNA, 669 nt
Organism: Kickxella alabastrina
Lineage: Eukaryota; Fungi; Kickxellomycota; Kickxellomycetes; Kickxellales; Kickxellaceae
Product: mitochondrial genome maintenance MGM101-domain-containing protein
Exons: 3
Coding region: 1-669 (222 amino acids)
Biological process (GO): interstrand cross-link repair; recombinational repair
Cellular component (GO): mitochondrial nucleoid; mitochondrial chromosome
Molecular function (GO): single-stranded DNA binding
Source: RefSeq, a predicted model, not a curated record